Molecule: messenger RNA, 1801 nt
Organism: Daucus carota subsp. sativus
Lineage: Eukaryota; Viridiplantae; Streptophyta; Magnoliopsida; Apiales; Apiaceae
Product: psoralen synthase-like
Exons: 2
Coding region: 142-1650 (502 amino acids)
Molecular function (GO): heme binding; oxidoreductase activity, acting on paired donors, with incorporation or reduction of molecular oxygen; iron ion binding
Source: RefSeq, a predicted model, not a curated record
AGCUUUUAAGUCCGGGCAUAAAGCCGGGACAAACAGGCUCUCUACCUCUCUACCUCAGAAUACAGGACAAGAACCAAAGAGGCAAUGAACAUGUAAAACACUAAAACCUCUGCAAGAUCACUAAACCAAAUUGUAGCAACCAUGGUACUAGACCAACAACUAUUGUUCCUGUCCUUGCGCUCUCUAUUCUUUGUCUUAGUUUUUCUGUAUAUAUGGUUUUCAACCAGAACAACCGGCAAAAAUCUGCCUCCUUCUCCUCGAAAAUUACCUAUAAUUGGAAAUCUUCAUCAGGUCAAACAAGACCCGCAUGUAGCACUAAGAUCUUUGUCUCAAAAAUAUGGUCCUGUCAUGCAACUCCACUUCGGAAGUGUGCCUGUUCUUGUUGUGUCCUCAGCUGAUGCAGCUAAGGAGAUCAUGAAGACCCAUGAUCUCACUUUCGCGAACAGGCCUGACUCGACUAUCUGGAGCAGAAUCUUCUAUAAUGGCAAGGACGUGUCCUUUGCUCCUUAUAGUGAAUACUGGAGACAGGUGAAAAGUAUUUGUGUCACUCAGCUGCUGAGUAACAAAAGAGUUCAAUCAUUUCACAACGUUAGAGAACAAGAAGUAGGCCUUUUGGUCCAACAUAUCAAAGAUUCGGGUUCAGAUAUAGUAAAUUUGAGUGAUUUGACCUAUACACUUCAGAGUAAUGUGGUGUCCAGGAUUGCUCUAGGAAAAAAAUAUACUAAUUCUACUGAAGACGGCGAGGAAAAUUCAUUUAGGGAACUGUUUCAGAAUAUAGCUCAGUUGAUUGGUUAUUUCAGUUUUAGUGAUUAUAUUCCAUGGCUGUACUGGAUUGAUUCUUUAAGCGGUCUGAAGGGGAGGGUUGAGAAAGCAGCUAAUGAGAUCGAUGCUUUCCUAGAAGGUGUGAUCAGAGAUCACAGUAGUGCAUUAAGUAGCGGUGCUUCAAGCGAUGACCUUCUGAAAACUUUGCUUGAGAUUCAGAAACAGGAUUCAGAUUCUGCCUUCUCUAUUGAUAAUGAUUCCAUUAAAGGCAUUAUCUUGAAUAUGUACUUUAAUGGGACUGAUUCAACAUCAGCAGUAUUGGAGUGGACAAUGGCAGCAUUGAUUAAACACCCGGACAUCAUGUAUAAGUUGAAGAAUGAGGUGAGAGAGAUAGGAAGGGGGAAAUCAAGAAUUGAUGGGGAUGAUCUGGAGCAAAUGCCCUACUUGAGAGCCGUGAUUAAGGAAAGUAUGAGACUUUAUACUCCAGUUCCGCUACUAGUAGCUAGAGAAGCGAUGCAGGAUGUGAAAGUCAUGGGAUACGACAUGAAAGCUGGAACGCAGGUACUGAUCAAUGCUUGGGCAAUUGCAACAGACCCUGCUUUGUGGGAUAACCCAGAGGAAUUUAUCCCUGAGAGAUUCUUGAACAGCCCUCUUGAUUAUAAAGGUCUGCAUUUCGAGUUCAUUCCAUUCGGAGCAGGAAGAAGAGGCUGCCCUGGAAUCCAAUAUGCCAUGGCCAUCAAUGAGCUUGCAUUAGCAAACUUGGUGCACGUAUUUGAUUUUGCAUUGCCUGAUGGAAAAAAAUUUGAGGAUUUGGAUAUGGCUUCUGAGACAGGAAUGACUGUUCAUAAAAAAUCACCUCUACUGGUAAUUGCAACUCCACGCAUCUAGUCAUCUUUCCAUUCCUUAAUAAGUCCCAAAUGUUACUGUAUGGUAAUGUCUAAGUUAUGCAAGACAAUGCAACAUUGUAUUAUUCAAAUAGACUAUUGAUUGUAAUAUUGUGACGAUGAUUUGUAAUAUUGUAACCAGGUGAUUUGUUGCC